Messenger RNA from Schistocerca cancellata (South American locust), 2088 nucleotides. RefSeq lists its product as uncharacterized. Bases 47 to 994 code for a protein of 315 amino acids. NCBI's taxonomy places the organism in Eukaryota, Metazoa, Arthropoda, Insecta, Orthoptera, Acrididae. The record is from RefSeq and is a predicted model, not a curated record. The transcript has 4 exons.
CAUCUGUGCAGUGAGGAUGUUGCGCCGGCCGCUACCGUGAGUACACAUGCUGCUGACGGGGCCCACAGAGGACGCAAUGGAGGUCCUGCGACAGAGCGGACAGCACGCGGGCAAGAUGAGCGCCGGGAGCGGGUCUGGCGUGGCGGCAGCUGCAGCGGCGGCAGCGGCGACGAGCGCGGGCGGCGCCAGCAGUCACAGCGCGGCGGGGGCGGGCGCCAGCGCCGCGGUGCCCAGCCAGCAGAGCCAGGGCCUGGCCGCGCUGCUCGUCAUGGUGGCCGUGCUGUGCUUCAUCGUGGCCUACUGCUGCUGGGGCGCGCCCUGCUGCCGCGCCUUCUGCCGCCGCCGCUGCGCCGCCGCCUGCUGUGCCUGCUGCGGCUGCCGCGCAGACCUCGAGGCCGCCUCGCCCUCGGACCUCGCGCUCAGCGUCGACCAGGGGAUGGUCGCCACGCCCACCAUCAUUCUGCUGCCCUACGGGCGCAUGCUCGUCGUCGACGGGUCAGUCUUCGCCCAGCUCCAGGCCGACACGAGCGGCCUGGACCUGAUAGAGCUGGGCGAGAACGUGGUGCGCGCGCAGCAGCGGCAGCAGCACCCGCCGCGCACGCCGUCCAGCCUGGCGGCGAGCAGCACGCCCAGCGUGCUCGAGGUCGACACAGAGACGCUCAGCAAGGACGGCGCCGGCUCGCCCACCAUCUCGCUGCACCCGCCCCCCACCUACGAGUCCAUCUUUGGCUGCUUCGACAUGGCGGACCUGCCACCCUCUUACGACGAGAUCCUCCGCCAGAUCGAGAUGCGCGAGUUUCGCGUCGCCAGCAGAGGCGGCGGCAGCGACGGCGGGGGCGACACCGGUGGCGGCGGCGAGGAGGAGUGCCUGGCACCUAACGGCCCCCCGCCGGAGGCGGACAACCGCCAGUCGGAGGCGCAGCCGCUCACUGCGACGAUAGCGGAGGCGGAGGAAGAUUACGAACCGGGCGACAUAAGAGAGAGCAGGGUGUAGCGCGCGAGCUCCCGCCGCCCGAGACAGUUUCUUGAGGCACCGACAGGUGUCUGCGGGAUUUUAAGGACGUUUCCAGUUGACGCAUAUCCGUUUAUCGCAUUUUGUGCAGACAAUAUUGUAGAAUGGUAGCCGAACGUAUAUUUUGUAUUUAUUGAGACCACGCUUCGACGGUUACUUCAGGUCUGCAUCCGCAGCUUUCUCGCUCAUAAUGUUGUCUUACCUUUAUUUUCGGCGCCUCGACGGUUCUUUGCGUUUCGUAAGAGACGACAGAAAACAGUGGCGGAAUAUCGGACUGUAACAAUCUCUGAGAAAAUAGAGUACAACGAUCGCGCAAACAGUCUCAGAUAGUACAGUAGUUUGUAGCUUACAUAAACGCUCAACAACGAACGUGAUGUUCGCAAAAUCGUACAAUAUUUUCCAUACGUAGGAAGAUUUUUUUAUUAUGUACUGAAUACACAAAACAUUUCACAAGUUUCAGUGUUUAAAAUAAAAUCCUCUCAAUGGGUUUAUCAAUAUUGUACAAAAUAAUUAUGAAUUGCGAAGUAGAGAGAUGGAUUACAUAAAACAUGAAUUUAUUCGUAAGUUUCUAAUUACUAAUUAAGAACGUUGGGUCUCUUUUUAUUUUCAGUCGCGUUUGUUCCGAUCCAAACUUGAGCAGAAAUGACUUAUUUCUUAAUGAAAUAUUAAGACUUGCAAAACCGUGAGAGCGAGUGUACACAGAUUAUUAUUUAAAUUUCGACAAAAGUUUUUGUCGCUCUCGCUUUGCCGUUUUACUUCUCCGGUACAAUUUCUGAUAUUCAAACAUACAUUGCAGUCAUUAAACUGUAAUUACUCUAACAUUUGUCCAAAUUCUAAAUGUCGGAAGAUAUCUUUUGUCUUCUAUGAAUUGAUUGUACAGCACUUAGAUAAGACGAUCGCUUGAAGAUUCAAGCAUACUGUAAGCUUUUGCAAUUUCUCUGUAAAAACUUUUGUUUUUCAUUGUCCGAUAAAAUAUCAUGCUGAAACACUCAUUGUAAAUUUAAACAAAAAAUGGAAUUUUCAAACAAAUUAUAUGAUAAUCUAGAUAAUAUGGCACUUAAACGAAUAAAAAUCUA